Mercenaria mercenaria is the source of this 2322-nucleotide messenger RNA. RefSeq lists its product as uncharacterized. NCBI's taxonomy places the organism in Eukaryota, Metazoa, Mollusca, Bivalvia, Venerida, Veneridae. The transcript is spliced from 2 exons. The record is from RefSeq and is a predicted model, not a curated record. The coding region runs from base 1 to 1212 and encodes 403 amino acids.
AUGUCCGGAAAGGUACUCAGUGGUGGCGACUACCUGACAUUUGAAAGACAUAAGGAGGCCCAAAUGUCAGUUCGAGAUGAUGGAACACCUUCAUUACGAUUAGAAGGAUUGGUUCCAAAAAUGGAGGAAUUCCACAACCAAACCGAACUUCUAAAGGUUAUGUGGCAGAGUUUGUAUUCAACUAUAUCUUCACGUGAUAUAGGGACACUGUUUGCCCCCAGAAAUAUUACAAAUGCAAGAAAUGUAUCUGCAGAUCCAUCAGGGAAUUACUAUGCGUCAGAGCUGAUGGCAAACAAAUUUACAGAUGCAUGCACUAUUGCAGGAGCUAUAGCCCAUUUCCAAAUGGACAAUGUAGCAAGUAAACCAAAAGACAACAUAUAUACAGGGGCAUUGGGAGAUUCGGUAGCCAUGAAAUCAUAUUUACUGAGUGAAGCUAAGUCAUUUUUGCAAAAUAUGUUUGCAUUGAUAUUAAGCCUCUUCCAAAUUAUGGACCCCUUUAAAUGUCGGUAUUGCGGAAAAUCUUACAAACAGUCUGCAGGUCUAAGGAAACAUGAAAACAAGGCACAUGGACAUCCUGAAUAUGACCAAACUCUACAAACAAAUCAACUGAGAAGUCAGGAGAGUCAUCAUGAUGAGGAUAUGAUUUUAAACUACACUAAACUUAGCUUGACAUUGGGCAUGUUACGCUGUAAUCACAAUGAUGCUCUGCACAUGUCAGAUGGCGAUAGAAUAUGCUUGUUAAUCAGUACUUGUUUCUUUUGUAUAAAUAAGCAACUGUCCAAAAUAUGCAUAUGGUUCUUAGAGACACAGUGUCAGGCAAAGAUUUUGUUAACAGCCCGUAUGGCGCAUCGCCUUAAAUGGAACCGCACAGUAAAUCAUAGGGGAAGAGCUGACUCCAAUCAUCCAAAUGACCUUGACCAAGAACAUUGUAAUAAAGUCUUUAAGAAUGAAGUCCACAGCUUCAGAGGAAUAUUCACUGAUAAAACCAUUUCUCGACUUACUAGAAGUGCCUUAUGUACAGAUCAGAUUUUAAGACAAAUUGAUACACAAACAGAAAUGAGGCGUCCUUCUGGCAGACGUUCCGACGUAGAUCUUACGGAAGAUAUAAACAUAAUUGUGAAUCAGCUUAUACAAAAUGAGGUCUUCAAAAAUAUUCCCGGAAGAAGACACGAGGCAUUUCCUGUAGUUGAAGCGAAUCCAUUUUCUAGUUGAGAUAUGGAGCAUAUUCGCAACUGGAUAUCAAAUUCACUUAGCGAGUUCUCAGGGAAACAUUACUACUAAAUAUCAGAGUCUGAUGACAUGAGGAUAUUUGGUUUUGCGGCCAGAUAGUUUUCAAAAUCGGUGUCAGUGGAGAAGCUCACAUCUGGGGAUUCACUUGAUCAAUCGUUCUCUUGACUUGAAAUAGUGUUUCUAAUGUUUGUAAGAAUAUGUGAAUCAUUGAACGAACAUACUUCAAUACAGUUACAAGUCCCUGAACAUAAACACUGGCAUCUGCACAUAGAUGAGCAUAUGUCACAACAGUCAUGUUUCGGGAGAAGUGGCUCAAUUUCUUCCCAGAAUGGUUUAAGUAGAAGUAGCCUCCUGCAUGUUGUUGCUGAUACAUACUGUCUCAUUUCUGUUGUUAUAUUUUGACUGGAAAGGCAACGUGUGUACCUGAGCAGUAUUGCAUUGCAGUUAGCUGUAGCAUCCCGACCGGUUCGUCCGGUUUCUUGGAGGUAGUCAUCAAGGUCAUUUGCUGGACCAUAAUGAACUACUGUAUGGACUCCCUUUAUAUCCAAAUCCAUGCUGAAUGAAGUUGAACAUUAAACAACUCUUAUUUUACCAUCUUCCUUCUGAAAUGAUGUACAUAUACACUUCUCGAUAUCUUCAUUGGUGGUCAGAUGGAACAUGGCAAAAAUUCUGUUCCAGUAUCCAUUUCUUGGGUCUUCUGAACUUUGAACAUAUUGUCUAUCGCUUAGGCUUAUCUGGAGAUAUUCAAAUACUUCAGCAAUCUGUUUGAUUUGUCGAAAAGAACACAAUCAUUCUAGGGCAAGUUUGGCCGAGAUCAGCAAUAAGGUCAUAAAGCCAUUUGAAGUUUGCAGUGAGGUCCUUUUUGUGAUUUCAACACUGUAUUUGACAUUUUUCUGUUAUGGAUUUACAACUAACUGAGUACACUUUGUCAUGCAUAGAUCUUUCAUGAUAAGUUCUCUUGUUUGUUUUGUGGCAGUUGCUGUCAAUGCUAUUAUGGGCACAUUCUUCUGGACUAGUGAUCGUACCUCUCCCAGCUGCCCGUACUGUGGUCUAAAAGCAGGUUUUUUCCUUUUUCUUGUCAGUCUUGCCACU